Molecule: messenger RNA, 1377 nt
Organism: Sphenostylis stenocarpa
Lineage: Eukaryota; Viridiplantae; Streptophyta; Magnoliopsida; Fabales; Fabaceae
Source: the annotation of a GenBank genome assembly
AUGGAGGAAUCUGCAUCUUCAUCUUCAUCUGUGACUAUGGUCUCUACUCCUGAACACCAUGAUUUAACUAAAAAGAUAUUUCCAAAGAGAUGUAAUGAAGAGCCACGACUAAAGGAAUUCAUUUUUUCUGAAGCGUCAAUUUGUGGAGUUGAAAACCACGUUACCAAACAGGAUCACAGUGACAUGCUAUUGAGAAUCCUCACUCGGAAACAAAAAAGGAUCGGUCUUAUGCAGUGUGGUAUUUGCAUGGAUGUUAAACGUGGUGACGAAAUGUUCAGGAACCGAAACUGUUGUCACUAUUUUUGUGUUGGUUGCAUUGGAGGAUAUGUGGCUGAAAAGAUUGAGGAGAAUAUAUUAUUGGUGAAAUGUCCUGAAGCACAAUGCAAAGGGGUUCUGGAGGCUGAGUUGUUUGAAACAAUCAUUCCAAAGGAAGUGUUUGAUAGAUGGGACAAUGGUCCUUCUGAGAAUGUGGAGCUUGGAUUACAAAUGUUUUACUGUCCUUUCAAAGAAUGUUCUGCAAACUUCAUUGAUGAUCCUUUUGCAGUUACUUCUCAAUGUCCACGUUGUAGGCGACUGUUUUGUGCAAAGUGCAAGGUUUUGUGGCAUGAAGGGUUAGAUUGCACUGAGUUUCUGAGUUUGAAGAAGGAACGGAGAAGGAUGGAUGAUCUGUUAGCACUCGAUGAAGCAGAUUCACAUAUUUCUUCCUGGGGCAUGGAGGGAGCUUCAUCCGCAUCUUCAUCUAUAACUUUGGUUUCUGCUGCUGAUGAAGAUGAUCACAUCCUAUUCUUCUGUGGUAUUUGCAUGGAUGCUAAAACCACUGGUGAAAUGUUUGAGACUCCAAACUGUUAUCACGCGUUUUGUGAGGAUUGCGUGGGAAGAUAUGUGUUUGCAAAGGUUGUGGAAAAUAUAUCAGAGGUGAAAUGUCCUGAUCCAGAAUGCAGCCAGGUUAUAGAGUCUCGACACUGUCGUUCAGUCCUCACUAAAGAAGUCUUUGAUAGAUGGGAAGAUAACAUUCGCGAGAAUUUAGAGUUUGAAUCACAGUUAUACUGUCCUUUCAAGGAUUGUUCUGCUAUGUUGAUUACUGACGAAGAGGAUGUUGUGAGUGUUUCUGAAUGUCCAUAUUGUAAGAGACAAUUCUGUGCACGGUGCAAGGUUCCAUGGCAUGCAGGAGUAGAUUGCAUCGAGUUUCAGGGUCAAGAUAUACAUUUCGAGAAGCUUGCUACGAAGAAAAGUUGGAAAAGAUGUCCAAAAUGCAGUUUUUAUGUGGAGAGUGUGGGUGGAUGUUCGCGUAUUCGUUGCAGAUGUGGGGAUGAAUUUUGCUAUUCUUGUGGGUUGAAAUGGGAUAGUAGCAAGCACUAUACAUGUCAACCUCGUUAA